AUGGCGCGCCAGUCUUUGGUUGCGGGCGUGGCAGCGGUUGCCGUCGCCCUCGUGAGCGCCGCAGACAGCACCACGACGGUCUCGAUGCUGCAGCCGCUGGCCGAUGACGGGGAAGGGCUCACGCUCCGAGGCUCGGUGGUCGGGGUCGACGGCGACAAGACGACGUACGGGUUCGGCUGCGAGGCCGGGGCGUCGGCGGACAGCUGCUUGCCCGAGGGCACUUCCAUGACGGUGGUGCAAGGGCCGUCGACCUUGGUGCAGUCGAUCCAAGCCACCAUGUCCGACUGGGAUGGCAAGGUGGGCGGCGACGAGGCCGAGGACGCAGAGGAUCUGCUCCAUCAGUCCGCCGUCGUGUCUCUCGAACACUCCUGCAAGCUCAACCCGGACCAGAAUCGCGCAGAGUGCGGCGUCAUGGCUGCCGUGGCUGUCGGGUCGGCCACGUUCGUGUCGCAAGGCUCAGACGUCCUCACCGCGUACAAGGACAUGGUGUUUCCUGUUGUCAUUACUGCCGGUGUCGACAAGUUGUCGCCGGCUCCCGGGGCGACGCAGACUGGAAAUGUGCCCGCGGCGACGGGCAGUGCUGGUGCAUCUCGCACGACCUCGCUGGCUACGAUAUCUGGCUCCAAGGCACCUGCUUCUACCGCGUCUGCUUCCACGGCCGGUGCUACUACGACCAACGCUGCUGGUGCGGUGGUUCCUCGCCGUCUUGGCCUGGCCGGUGUUGCCGCUGGUAUUGGGGCAGCCCUGCUGCUCCUGUGA
Metarhizium brunneum ARSEF 3297 is the source of this 759-nucleotide messenger RNA. RefSeq lists its product as uncharacterized. The record is from RefSeq and is a predicted model, not a curated record. Lineage: Eukaryota; Fungi; Ascomycota; Sordariomycetes; Hypocreales; Clavicipitaceae.